Phodopus roborovskii (desert hamster) is the source of this 5970-nucleotide messenger RNA. It is a transcript of the gene Atp11c, whose product is annotated as ATPase phospholipid transporting 11C. Gene Ontology annotation, biological process: phospholipid translocation. The record is from RefSeq and is a predicted model, not a curated record. Gene Ontology annotation, molecular function: magnesium ion binding; ATPase-coupled intramembrane lipid carrier activity; ATP binding. NCBI's taxonomy places the organism in Eukaryota, Metazoa, Chordata, Mammalia, Rodentia, Cricetidae. Bases 22 to 3411 code for a protein of 1129 amino acids. Gene Ontology annotation, cellular component: recycling endosome; trans-Golgi network; endoplasmic reticulum. The transcript is spliced from 30 exons.
CAGCCCGCAGCCUCGGACGCGAUGUUCCGCCGGACCUUGAAUCGCCUGUGUGCUGGAGAAGAGAAACGAGUUGGUACACGCACAGUAUUUGUUGGCAAUCAACCUAUUUCAGAAACAGAAGCUUAUAUUGCACAAAGAUUUUGUGAUAAUAGAAUAGUCUCAUCUAAGUAUACACUUUGGAAUUUCCUCCCAAAGAAUUUGUUUGAACAGUUUAGAAGAAUUGCGAAUUUUUAUUUUCUCAUCAUUUUUCUUGUACAGGUCACAGUGGACACACCAACCAGCCCAAUUACUAGUGGACUUCCACUUUUCUUUGUUAUAACUGUUACAGCAAUCAAACAGGGAUAUGAAGAUUGGCUUAGACACAGAGCUGAUAAUGAAGUUAACAAAAGCACUGUUUACAUUAUUGAAAAUGCAAAACGAGUGAGAAAAGAAAGUGAAAAAAUAAAGGUUGGUGAUGUAGUAGAAGUACAGGCAGAUGAAACCUUUCCCUGUGAUCUUAUUCUUCUGUCAUCCUGCACAACUGAUGGAACCUGUUAUGUCACUACAGCCAGUCUUGAUGGUGAAUCUAAUUGCAAGACACAUUAUGCAGUACGAGAUACCAUUGCACUGUGUACAGCUGAAUCCAUUGAUAACCUCCGAGCAGCAAUUGAAUGUGAACAGCCUCAACCUGACCUCUACAAGUUUGUUGGGCGAAUCAGUAUCUAUAGUAAUAGUGUUGAGGCUGUUGCCAGGUCUUUGGGACCUGAAAAUCUUUUGCUGAAAGGAGCUACACUUAAAAAUACCAAGAAGAUAUAUGGAGUUGCUGUUUACACUGGGAUGGAAACCAAAAUGGCUUUGAACUACCAAGGGAAAUCUCAGAAACGUUCUGCUGUCGAAAAAUCUAUUAAUGCCUUCUUGAUUGUUUAUUUAUUUAUCUUACUGACCAAAGCUGCAGUAUGCACAACUCUAAAGUAUGUUUGGCAAAGUACCCCUUACAAUGAUGAACCUUGGUAUAACCAAAAGACUCAAAAGGAACGGGAAACUUUUAAGGUUUUGAAAAUGUUCACUGACUUUUUAUCAUUCAUGGUUCUCUUCAACUUUAUUAUUCCUGUCUCCAUGUAUGUCACAGUAGAAAUGCAGAAAUUCUUAGGCUCAUUUUUUAUUUCAUGGGAUAAAGACUUUUUUGAUGAAGAAAUUAAUGAAGGAGCUUUGGUUAACACAUCAGACCUUAAUGAAGAACUUGGUCAGGUGGAUUAUGUAUUUACAGAUAAGACUGGAACACUCACUGAAAACAGCAUGGAAUUCAUUGAAUGCUGCAUUGAUGGGCACAAAUAUAAAAGCACAUCUCAGGAAGAUAAUGGAUUAUCUCAAACUGAUGGGCCCUUAACCUAUCUUGAUAAAGCAGAUAAGAACCGUGAAGAGCUAUUUCUGCGUGCCCUUUGUUUAUGCCACACUGUAGAAAUUAAAACAAAUGAUGCUGUUGAUGGACCUACAGAAGCAGCUGAAUUCACCUAUAUCUCCUCCUCACCAGAUGAAAUAGCUUUGGUGAAAGGAGCAAAAAAGUUUGGGUUCACAUUUUUGGGAAAUUGGAAUGGACAUAUAAGAGUAGAGAACCAAAGAAAAGAAAUAGAAGAGUAUGAACUUCUCCACACCUUAAAUUUUGAUUCUGUCCGCCGACGUAUGAGUGUAAUUGUAAAGACCCAAGGAGGAGAUAUACUACUUUUUUGUAAAGGAGCAGAUUCAUCACUUUUUCCCAGGGUGCAUAACCAUGAAAUUGAGUUAACCAAAGCCCAUGUGGAACGUAAUGCAAUGGAUGGGUAUCGGACUCUUUGUGUAGCCUUCAAAGAAAUUGCUCCAGAUGAUUUUGAAAGAAUUAAUACACAACUAAUAGAGGCAAAAAUGGCCUUACAAGAUAGAGAAGAAAAAUUGGAAAAGAUUUUUGAUGAGAUUGAGACAAAUAUGAAUUUAAUUGGAGCCACUGCUGUGGAAGACAAGCUGCAAGAUCAGGCAGCAGAGACCAUUGAAGCUCUGCAUGCAGCUGGCUUGAAAGUCUGGGUGCUUACUGGAGACAAGAUGGAAACAGCAAAAUCUACCUGCUAUGCCUGCCGCCUUUUUCAAACCAAUACUGAGCUCUUAGAACUGACCACAAAAACCAUUGAAGAAAGUGAAAGGAAAGAAGAUCGAUUACAUGAAUUGUUAAUAGAAUAUCGUAAGAAGUUGCUGCAUGAAUUUCCUAAAAGCACUAGAAACCUUAAAAAAGCAUGGACAGAACAUCAGGAAUAUGGAUUAAUCAUUGACGGCUCCACAUUGUCACUCAUACUAAAUUCUAGUCAAGACUCUAGUGCAAACAACUAUAAAAGCAUUUUCCUACAGAUCUGUAUGAAAUGUACUGCAGUGCUCUGCUGCCGGAUGGCACCAUUACAAAAAGCCCAGAUUGUCAGAAUGGUGAAGAAUUUGAAAGGCACCCCCAUAACACUGUCAAUAGGUGAUGGUGCCAAUGAUGUCAGUAUGAUUUUGGAAUCCCAUGUGGGGAUAGGUAUUAAAGGAAAAGAAGGUCGCCAAGCAGCUAGGAAUAGUGAUUAUUCUGUUCCAAAAUUUAAACAUUUAAAGAAAUUGCUAUUGGCUCAUGGACAUCUAUAUUAUGUGAGAAUAGCACAUCUUGUACAAUAUUUCUUCUAUAAGAACCUUUGUUUCAUUUUACCACAGUUUUUGUACCAAUUCUUCUGUGGAUUCUCACAACAGCCACUCUAUGAUGCUGCUUACCUCACAAUGUACAAUAUUUGUUUCACAUCCCUGCCCAUCCUGGCCUACAGUCUAAUAGAACAGCACAUCAAUAUUGAUGCUCUGACCUCAGACCCUCGAUUGUACAUGAAAAUUACUGGCAAUGCUAUGUUACAGUUGGGGCCCUUCUUAUACUGGACAUUUCUGGCUGCCUUUGAAGGGACAGUAUUCUUCUUUGGAACUUACUUCCUUUUUCAGGCUACAUCCUUAGAAGACAAUGGAAAGAUAUAUGGAAACUGGACGUUUGGAACCAUUGUUUUUACAGUCUUAGUGUUCACUGUAACUCUAAAGCUCGCCUUGGAUACUCGAUUCUGGACAUGGAUAAAUCACUUUGUGAUUUGGGGUUCUCUAGCCUUUUAUGUUUUUUUCUCAUUCUUCUGGGGAGGAAUUAUUUGGCCUUUUCUAAAACAACAGAGAAUGUAUUUUGUGUUUGCUCAAAUGCUGUCUUCUGUGUCUACAUGGUUGGCCAUAAUUCUCCUAAUAUUUAUCAGCCUUUUCCCUGAGAUUCUCCUAAUAGUAGUAAAGAAUGUACGAAGAAGAAGUGCCAGGAGAAAUCUGAGCUGUAGAAGGGCAUCUGACUCAUUAUCCACCAGACCUUCAGUCAGACCUCUUCUUUUACGAACAUUCUCAGACGAAUCUAAUAUAUUGUAACAGAAUCCGAAUCUUGAACUGCCCAUGUUGUUGUCCUACAAGCAUAUUGACAGUGGUUGCAGCUAAAGAAAGAAAGCAUGAAGGAACAAAAGAUAUUAACUCAGGAUACUCAAUAUGCAACAAAAAACCACUCUCAUGUAUAGGGUUCAGAAUAAAUGUCCAUUAAAAUACCAAAUAACUCUCCUAACCAUUUACAGUUAUAGUAAGUAGCCAUUAUGGUCAAAGUUAAGACUUAUAUGAAAGUUUAAAGUAAGCAUACUUAGAAUUCUGGAUUUAGAUAGAAAAAUGUAACUAUGAAAAGGAUGCUCUUUUAACCCAUUGACUUUGUGAAUGGAUUUAAAUAUAGUAGUAUAAAGUAGAAGUCAUGCAAUGGCAAUGAUCAGAUUUUGCUAAUACAGUGUUACUUUUUUGCCUGGCAAAAGACAUAGGCUGUUUGUAUCACAUUUCUUGUUCCUGCUAAAUGAUUAUCUUAUUUUUUUCCACAUAUAAGAGCAAUACUUGAAAAUACAGAAAGAGUAAAUGAUAUUACUGCAUUAAACAAAAAUAGUUCAUCUUCUGUUCAAUCAUAGGCUAAUUGUCUUGGUAUAAUAUCCUUUCCCAAAAAACACAUUGAGGACUUUGUGUGAUACUGUUAAUUAUUGUUAUUAUUGUAGAAACAGGGUUGGAAAAGGUUAUUUGGUGUAUUGCCUUCUGAAUUACACACCAUGUAUGUAUUUAGGACUAUUAAACUUGAAAUUAAAACACUUCAGUCACUUGGGUAGUAGCCCCUCAAAACAGUUAAGCAAUAAAAAGAUAUUUCCAGUGUCAAUUUUGCUGGGUAGUGAGCUAAUGUGGGUUAAAUAGAUAGAAAGAGCUAAGGUGGGUUAAAUAUAUAGAAAGAGCUAAGGUGGGUUAAAUAUAUAGAAAUAAGCGCCAUUCUUAGCAUUGGCAUUUUAUAAUUUUAUGUGGCAAAGGAGAAUAGCUUAUUUUAAAUUACUAACGGUUUUUAUUUGAAAGAGGUUGUUUGUGCAUAUAUAUAGCACUUUUUUUUAAAAAUAUUAUUACCAAUUUGGUAGGAAAGAUCCAUUACAAAAACAGUUCAGGUUGUGAAGCCAUGACUCUUUGGACAUGAAUGUUGUCUCCUGUAGCUAACUGGGACAGGGGAGUGGUCUAUUUCUCAACUAUGAGAUAGAUCUUGGUAAGAUCCUCAAACUGCUGAACCAAAAAAAGGGUUUAACCCCUAACAAGUUCACUUAAAACAUGAAGUAAGUGUGAAAUGUCUUUAUUUGAUAGAAGGACCACAUUUGAAAGCUAGGCUGAAAUGAUAUUUAGAAAAUAUUUUUCUAUCAGUUUCUAAUAUUUUUUGUCAGUCUGACAUGCCUGUACUAUUUGAUGUUUAUAUUGUACCUUGAUUUAGGAAAGUAUUAGGUUCAUUCUAUUCCAGUAUAUUUAUAUAGUCCAUAUGGCACAUUUGAUUCUUCCAUAUAUAUUGUGUUGAUGUUUAGAUGUAAUUUUUCUUAAAUUCUAGAAAGGUCAUAAUUUCAGUUAUCAGAAGCCAUUCCCUAAUGAAUUUGUUCUUGUCUAUCAGUAUUAUUUUUGAGUAUUUUGUUAGGUGUCAUUCACAGCUUAAGUGUGUUGUGUGCUCUUGUAGCCUGUAUUUGAGGUGAUCUGCUGAAAGCAAAGUCUUUCUUUUCUUUGCCUGUUCCAAAGAGCUAAAACAUCUAACCCAGGAAAGCUUUGCUAUUUUGUUAUUGUUGUUGUCAUUGUUGUUGCUGCUGUAUUAUUAUUGUUUUACAUCAGAACUAUAAGGACUGUGAAUAACUAUAAGAGCCAAAUAGAGAGACUUAUUGAAUGCAAAAUGAUUGGAUAGUAGAAAUAAAACUGAAUAUGUGUGACCCAUUGCAGUGGAGAGAAAGCUAGAUAAGCGAGUGACAUGUAUUAGGGUCAUGUCUCAGUUACACAUUACAUUGUACACUGCAGCUCAAAUCAGAGGAACCUGGGUUUGCUUUUUGAAAGAUUUUUAUUAGUGACUUAAAACAGGGCUAGCAUGGGAUUAGCAGAUGAAGUAAAUGGAAAUGAGCCAUCCAGUAUUCCUAGCACUACAAUCUAACCACUCUUAGAAGAGGGCAAGAAAUCAGUAAAAAAAUAAAAGUAGGAUUGUAUUACCAUAAUUUGAAUGAAUUCUGAACCAUCAAAAUGUCCAUGUAAUUUUACAAACUGUUGUCUAUUGUUUGAGGAUGUUGCCUAUUAAACAGAAAAUAUUCAUUCCAUAUCUAGUACAUAUACACCAGCAACAGUAGAAAUGUAAGCCUAGAUUUGCAAAAGUCAUAAUUUAGUGAUGAAAUUUUUUAAUAACAUGCAGUAUAUAAAUGUGCAAAUUUUAUGCAGAUGUUGAUAAAAUCAUUUUUCAGCUUGUAAAAUGGAACUGCAGUAUUACAUUUUUCACUUAAGCAAUUUUUUACAUCUACUUUGUUGCUUUCUAAAAUGAACAUGGAUGCCAUCUUUUAUGAAUGCAACUUGCCUUUUUCAUUACAGAAAUUUUCGUUUGAUGUAAUCAAUAAACUUUGGUAUGAUACAAUU